Molecule: messenger RNA, 1080 nt
Organism: Rasamsonia emersonii CBS 393.64
Lineage: Eukaryota; Fungi; Ascomycota; Eurotiomycetes; Eurotiales; Trichocomaceae
Exons: 3
Coding region: 1-1080 (359 amino acids)
Source: RefSeq, a predicted model, not a curated record
AUGGAGAGAAUCUCAUGUUUUUCCCAGAUUAUGCAUUCCUUGAAGUCGAAGGUCGAGAAACUCAAGUUAGCGAAAGCGAGCGCGGAGGAGAAAAUACGACGCCAAAGAGAACUGCUCCAGCAAGCCCGUCGAGAAGCAUCAGCCGCAGCUGAUCGGCAUAGAUACCAGUUGACGGCCUAUACCAAACGGCUGAAUUUCCUUCAAUCGCGACCUGACAAUCUCAAUGAUGAGGAAUGUGCACAGCUAACACGUCAACUCUGUCGACAUCUUGAUAUCUGGGUUAAAAAGAAUUUUAGUGAUGCAUCGAUUCUGAACACUAUGACGGUCGACUCUCUUCAUGCAAGUGGGUUGGAGGUUGUAGUCGCAACUGGUUAUCCCCAGAAUGCACAUCAACGCCGUGAACUUAUCCAGGAUUUGAUUACCAGAUACGUGCAUGCAGUUAUUUUUUCGCACCCCAUCUUUGGGGUUUGCGACGAUAGUCUGGAAAAGAUGUUGAUGACCGUCAAUCAUGAAGUAAUGAAUCUGUGUGCAAAUCAUGUGUGGGAACACUGGCGCUCUGCCACAAGCAUUGCGUUGGAAUCCCUGACGAAGUCCACAUGGCAAGAAUGGUGUCAAGAAAUGGUUGGAGCUGUAGAAAACGCAUUUUCUCAGUACUCCGGGACAGAGUCAAAAUCGAGGACAGCGCAUCUGCAAGAGUUCUUGCAGAAUUGCGCGAAGUUCAAGCGCAGACUGGAACGACAAGAACACACAUAUCGUUUUGAAAGCAGUGAUCCUGGAACGGCCUUCAUACCUGAGAAAAUGCACAGCCUCACAGCUGAGGAAAGCCCUGAUAGUACCAUCCUACUAAGCCUCUGGCCAUCUCUUUGGAAGGACACAAAAAGCGGGUCCCGGCUAAUCGAACACGAACUGGUAUGGACGAUAAGUCCAUCGCCAUCGAGCGAGGCAAGUGAUGGUGACCCCAAGAAGGAGGAUUGUGACUUCGACUAUGGGGAGAAGGAGGGUGAAGUGAUCAACCCGCAAGAAACGUCGAGUAAGCCUGCAGAGGACUCGCUGGAGCCACCAUCUCAGCAUGAAACAUGA